Lachancea meyersii CBS 8951 is the source of this 891-nucleotide messenger RNA. NCBI's taxonomy places the organism in Eukaryota, Fungi, Ascomycota, Saccharomycetes, Saccharomycetales, Saccharomycetaceae. The record is from the annotation of a GenBank genome assembly.
AUGCAGGGCGCAGGCUGGUCAAAACCCGAAUAUGCGCGUAGAUUAAUGGAUAUCGGCCAUUUUGGCUUGGCAGCCACGGAUGGCAAGAUCGGAAACUUUGGUAUAAAAGGAAACGAUCUGAGCCGGUUAGAAUUAGCAACUUGGGAUUUCCAGCAGUAUCAGUGCAUUUUGAAGCAACUUGUUUUGUUGAAUCGCUAUUUUUGUUCGAUGACAGUAACUUCGAAAAUGGAUAGUCCAGAAUACGUCUCUAAUACAGAAAGUUUAGCUAGAGAAAUGAAAGAGUCUAUGAAUCUUGAAAAUCCUCAAAAUGUUGAGAGGUCCGAUGAAGAGGCUCCAAGCCAUCCUCACAGGCCCCGCACUGGGUUUAGAGGCCCCGCGCCAGGACCCGAUUAUUACAGAGACGAGCACUUUGGCAGAGGGCCAUACCACGAUGAUCGACCAUUUGAUCGCGAAUUCAGUCGUGAAGAGCACCGCGAUUUUUUUGAUCAUCCCAGAGGUGCUCCCCCAAGAGGCGGUAGACAUGGUCCACACCACGGCAGAGGCAGACCUUCAUUUUAUCCACCACCCCCUCCUCCUCCUCCCAAGGUCGAAUACCAUUUCCACCACCAUGAGCAUUUAGCUAGCGGUCCUGGUUAUUUUGGUCCAAAUCGUGACUUCCACGCUGGCCCUGGCGACCGUUAUGGUUUUCCAUCGCAUAAUAUACCACCUUUCUUGAUGGAAAAUAAUUUCAGGACGCAUCAUCAUGACUUUUUAGGAGACCAUUAUGACACUUUCAGAGAUGAUCACGGUCCCUUCAGAGGUCACCAUGGCCCACCCAGAGAUCAUCACGGUCCCUUUAGAUAUCAUCAUGGUCCCCCCAGAGAUCAUCACUCCCCAUUUCUAUGGAGGUGA